Molecule: messenger RNA, 4700 nt
Organism: Pocillopora meandrina
Lineage: Eukaryota; Metazoa; Cnidaria; Anthozoa; Scleractinia; Pocilloporidae
Source: the annotation of a GenBank genome assembly
AUGGCAGUUCGUAGAAGGUUUCUUUCUUCUCGCAAGCUGAAAAGACUUGGGAAAGCUUUCAUUUUAUUUACUCUAGUAGGGUUCUUUAUUUGGCGUUACAUUUUGAAGUCUUCACAACAACGGUUAAGAAAAAACAUCCAACCAGAAACUGGCAUAACAACUGUAAAGCCUCUCAUGGGUGCAGUGAACGUUCAUACAUGGCGGAAUUUGUGUGGCUUUGACGUCUCACAACUCAGAGAAUCAAUAUUUUUCCCUUACUUUCCCGAUGAACAGUUUGAAGUAUUCAUCACCGACUUUAAAAUUCAAGACAACACAGAACACUAUGGUCGACGCAUUUUUGGCUUUUUAUACCCACCCAGCAGUAUGUCCUACCGUUUUGCCAUAGCUUCUGAUGAUACAUCAGAAUUUUGGCUUAGUUUUAGUGAAGAUCCACGUGAAAAGGAAUUGAGAGCAAAAGUGUUUUCAAAGAGUGCUUCUGCUUGGACCACUGAAAAUGUAUUGGAUAAAUAUCCAGAUCAAAUUUCGAAAACAGUGAACCUAUUUAACGGCAAGAAAUAUUACUUCGAAAUUCUUCACAAACAAGGUACCGAGAAUGGUUUUGUACAGUUGUAUUGGAAGAGUGCUCUAGAGGAUGAUUUCAAACUGAUAAAUGCAAAUUACAUAUCCACCUACCCAAUCAAAAUUCCAGUUCCUACAGAGAAAAAAGGUGCCCUUCAUAUGUCUUUUUUAGGACAGCACCAACACGAACUAGCAAUGAGGAAAUCCAAAAAAUUUAGAAAGGAAUACUUGUCAUUCUAUUCUCUGCCAUUCAUUCCCAGAAUAAGUUACUUACCCUCGUGCGAAUACAAAAGCAGUUAUCUGCUGCAGCAAGGAGUUCAUACGUACGAAGGGGUGAAAGCGGUUCCUGAAUCGAUCGUAUAUCCUGAGGACGACACUGCAAUGGGUGACCUAGGCUACCUAAUAUCUUGGCCAAAUAAGGUUGCCAACAAGGAUGUAAUUCAAGCAGUUGUGGAUAAGCUUAUGACUUCUUUGAGACUGGGAACAUCCAAGUAAGUUAAUCAUAUAUACAAAAGGUAAGUUUCUAAAGAAAAUAUCAUGUUUUGUCGCUGAGAGAGGGGGCUGACAAAGAGCUGAAACUCGAAACGUUAGCUUAGAAGCUCAAUACGAUGGUCAGUUUACAUUAUAAACUCAAUUAAUAUAACAAAGGUAUCUUACUACUAAAUGUGGCAGUCAAAAGUAGCGUGAUUUUUCGUGUACAGAGAGCUUUUACAAUACCAUCGAUCCAUCACGUUAAACUCAAUUAUCUGUCCACUUCCAAAAUACAGCUUGAAUACGUUUUCUUCUCUCCUGAAGACGACAUUAUCAGGAUAUAAAAGGUCUUUGCUUUAUUACUAUAUGGGCUGAAACAACAAAAAGCUACAGCGAAUGGUAAAAAUAGUUGAGACAAUAUUUAAUACCGAUUCUUAAUUCUUUUUUCUGUUUCUCUCUAAUCUUGUAGCUUACUCCACCAGCCCUAUCGGGCACGAACAAAUAAAUCUUGAUGAAAAAUGGGUACAUGCCUCAGCAUUCUAUUCACCUCAUCAAAGGCUACAUUUUUCUUUGCCAAAAUGUUUAUUGAUAGUCUUUCUCCUGACUAAUGAAAUUCCAUAUUUCGUCAAAUAAUGGAUUCUUGAGAACACCUCCGUAUCGAAGAUUUUAGAAUAGCAUAGAUAAGUUCAAUUCUCUAUUUUCAUUUCCCGUUUAUGUGUUGCAUGUGAUAUUUAUCUCUUCAUUAUAUUAGUAAGUUUAUUUAGAAUUAUUCGAAAGAAGAAACUUUGGUUUCGUUCUUGCGUCUCUACCUCUGUUCCAUAAAUUCCCAACAAGAUACUGAAUCUCUCGAGCAAAAUCAGUAACAGUAUUCGCGCAAGAUUAGAAACAUGUGUCUUGUCAUGUGGGUUAGUGCCCAUUGAAUAACGCCCCUUAAAAUUGAGUUUCAGUAUCUUUGACUAAUUCUCUAUUGAUCUGAUUUAGAAACUAUUUUCUAAAGAGAAUCCACAAAAUACUGCAGAGGACAGAUCCAGUUUACGGAGAUCGUUACUCUGUUGAGCUGGAGGUCGGUUUAGAGGGUACUAAACAGUCGUUUCGCCUGUCAGAACACGUCUUUCAAGAAAAGGUCAAUCACAGUUUGUGCUUCCAGGACGGUAUGGCUUGGAAUAAAGAGGCUAAAGUGUACUUCAUAGUCCCUGUCAAGGACCAAGGAAAAUGGGUUUAUCACUUAAUCAACGAGCUCACCAUUGCUAGCUAUUUGACCGCUGAUACGAACUUUCAUGUCAUUAUCGUUGACUUUGAGAGUAAAGAUAUAGAUUUGCCAAAGGCGUUUGAUACCUCUCUUCUUCGCAACAGACAUACGAUUAUUUCGUUAGAAGGUAAAUUUUUCAAGACUUUGGCGUUAAACACAGCAGUUGAACAUGUUCCAAGUGCGCAAGAUUUACUGUUUCUGUUUGAUCUCCAUACUGACGUACCAGUAGAUAUGUUGGACAGCGUUCGCAAGGUGAGUCGGUUCGGAUAAUGUCAUCAGCUCUUUCACUUCCAAGAACGUAACAUCAAUUCUCAUAACUGCUGGUGACCUAGCUUGAUCAUAUCAAAUAGUGUCUACUAAAUUAACCCUCGGACGUACAAAGGGGAAGGGAUGAGAAGGGGGGUGAGGAGGGGGGGUGAGUGGAAGUUGACUCCUCUCGGGUUUUCUUAAAAUUGUCUGAAGAGGAUUUCAUCUGAGCAACUUUCCCCUUCAGUAACUGUUUGUUUAUCUUGGAGGAGUAUUUGCUGUGAAUUUGGUGGAAAUCAACUCAAAGAUAUAGAAUAUAUUAAAUGACAAAUGAGGUGUGGUUUAAGGGUUGAUAUGACUACGAACGAACUAAAUCUUCUAAGUUGAAAAGGGAAGUACAGUAAAGUUACUAUUUAUUUUUUGAAUAUUAUUUUUGAUUUUACUCUUAAGUUUGAUAGCUUUCGUUCUCUGACAAGGGAAAUAUUGUAGUGGAAAAAGUGAAAAAUCUAAAAAAACAUGUUCGAUAACGUCACUGACCCCAGCAGCUCCAUUUUCCCAUGAUAUUAACAUAGACGACAAAAGUAGACGACAUAACAAACUAUCCAUUUAAGGUAAAUCUUUGCAAGAUACUGCGUCGUAGCGAAAAUGCUAGAGGGGGGGGGGGAUCCAGCCACCCCUCCAUUAACCUCAUCCCCCUUGUACCUGAGUGAGGUAUGUAUUUGCAUGUUCGUCCUAGGGUUAACAAAUAUUUUCAUUUUUCCUUUUCUCUCAACUGCCUUACAGUAUAGCAAAUGUAGCUGUGGAUUAAACGUCAGCUUGGAAACUCCUCACGAUGGCUAGCUUACAAUGUAAAGUCAAUUGAUUAAACCAAAUUAUCUAAUCAUUUAUUACGUAGCACAGUCAAAAGCAUCAUGAGUCAUCGAGUACAGAGAGCUAGUACAAUACCAUCGGUCCAUCACGAUGGAUGCAACUUGGUUAUAAAAUGAGUUGACUUGCUGUUUAUUUCUGUUCCCAUCUGGGAAAAGCGUUUCCUUGUUUGGCUGCCAACUUGACGUCUCAACCGCAAUUAAAGCUAUGUACGAGUUUCAGCCGGACAACUAAGUUCGUCGCUUGAAUCAGACUGUCAGGAACCUAUUUUGCCCUCUAAUGAGAGAUAUAUAUCGAGAUAUGUAUAUACUGAGAUAUAUAUCUCUCUACAUGUGAGAUAUAUAUUGAGAUAUUGUGCGACCAACUCUAAAUGAGAGAUAGGGGCUCAUCUAUUUCUAAGAUAUGACUGCAAACAACAUUUCGCAUCGCAAUUAAUUUUAUCGAAGAAAGGUCAGUCCAAUACUUUUCCUGAUACUCGUUUAUUUUCAGAACACAAUAGAGGGACGCUUUGUUUAUGCGCCUGUAGUUGGUCGCUUAGAUUGUGGUAGCACAUACGUCGAUCACAAAGGCUUCUGGGAGCUAAGCGGAUAUGGUUUUCUCAGUGUAUACAAAUCUGACUGGCAACGCUUUGGAGGUGGGUAUAUGUUAUCAAAGUAGUUAUACAGCAGGGACAUAACGACGAUUAUAGCGCUUUCGAAAUUAACAAAGUAUGUUUUCAACAGCUUGAAAUGAAAAUAUGAGUGAGUUCGCAGCUUUAUUUAGUAUUUUAAGCAAAAAUAAUGAAAAUUUGCACGCUAGGGCCUUUCCAAAGUUAUAUCAACAACUUCGCAAAUAAACUUCAUCCAGUUCAAUACCGACCUCGUCACAAUGUAACCCACCCACAUCAGUGAACUCUAUGACUAUAAGACACGCAAAAAUAUUGAUCAAUAAAGAAUGUAAACACAACUAUUCGUCGAGCUGCAUUAACGAAGAAAAGUUUUCCUAAACAAAUGCUCCUCUUGCCAAAAAAAUGUUUCUCUUGCCAAGAGAAAAUAGACUUGCCGAAAGAAAUGUGCACUCAAUGUAAGUUUUCUAUCAAAAAAUCCCUUUUACCUUUUCUGCCAAUGUUUAUAACUCAUUGCAAAGUCAUGCUCGUGUCUUAUUUAUCUAUUCAUUUUAAGGAAUGAAUACUGCUCUCUAUCAGUACAAGUGGGGUGGAGAAGACUGGGAUCUACUAGACCGUAUUCUCAACGCGAAGCUGGAAGUCGAGAGAGUCAAGUAUCCGGGACUUUAUCACCAUUAUCAAAUCAAACAAAAGACAUGGAACUAG